Molecule: messenger RNA, 2189 nt
Organism: Priapulus caudatus
Lineage: Eukaryota; Metazoa; Priapulida; Priapulimorpha; Priapulimorphida; Priapulidae
Exons: 4
Coding region: 84-629 (181 amino acids)
Cellular component (GO): mitochondrion
Molecular function (GO): thiosulfate-cyanide sulfurtransferase activity
Source: RefSeq, a predicted model, not a curated record
CGCAAGCCGCUGACCUAGUUCUUGGGACUUGUUUAUAAGUUGUGCCUUAUUUCUUGGCUUGCCUGUGUGAUUUCCUUAUUAGAAUGUCGGGAAUUUUAGCUAUCCGAAUGAAUACGAGAAUGUUAGCUUGUUGCGUCUCGCUGCAGAAAAGAUUGCUUGCGCAAACUGUCGCCAAGAGCACCACUGCGAGCGUGUUGACAGAACGACGAUUUAGUGUUGAACGCGGUCAGCCUCCAACUUCAAAUUCGCCAACAGUCAUACAGUUAGUUAGAUGCUAUUCUACACACGACUAUGAAAUGACUUAUGAAGAGCUGAAAGCACUGUUGAAUACCGGUGGUGUACAGCUGUUUGAUGUUCGAGAACCAAGUGAGAUAGAAAGAGACGGCGAAGUACUCCAGAAUGCAGCAAAUUUACCGCUUGGGCAGGUUAAGGAAGCUCUGGUAAUGACUGAGGAGGCAUUUGCUGAGAAGUAUAAGUGUGCAAGGCCACAGAAGUGGGACGCUAAUGUCAUCUUCUACGGACUAGGACCCAUCAAGAGCACCGCUGCUGUUGAGCUUGCACACAAGGCUGGAUACACAAAAGCAAGACAUUAUCCCGGCGGGAUAGCGGAGUGGAAGUCAAAGCAUUGAAAGCGGUGAGACGUUCCAGUGAAAGCUGGCAAGAGCGUGUGAACUGCUCACUGUGUAGCACUUACACAGUGAUCAUAAUCGUGGUUUCUUGCUGAUUUUUCUUAAUGAAGAUUUAACAAUCAUGCUACAGCCACAACAUUAACACCACAGUAGCUAAAUUACGUAAGUAGUUUUAAGUAAUUAUUCUAAUUAAACUGAAAUGUUAUUUACAGUCAGUAGCCUUGAUGCUAGUCACCUUUGAAGCGAGGUUUCCUAUUAACCGAUAUUGCCUCGCAUGUAUACCUGCCUGUGCCAAAACACCAUUAUACUUCAUGUAUAGGAUGUAUUGCUUGUGAAAGGUUUCUAAGCUUAAUAUGGCCAUUUUACUUGCUGCUGUGGUUUAGCUGAACUGCAGGGUUCAGACUAGUAUCAGUAUUUGGGUAAGUGUGGGGUAGAAGCGUUUAUUUAGGAUGAAGCAUGGUUAGCACAGUAGUGUUCCGAUCAGAGACCUAACACUAUAACUGCAGUGCUAUGGUCUCUGCUACAUACGGUGUGUGUAAUGUGGGGUUAUGAUGUUGAACGUGUUGGCAGGAGUGCUGCAGUGUUUUUGAAGCUGCUUAUCUUCCCAGCACAUUGAAGAGUAAUAUCUGACGUGCGUUAGAAUUUGAUGUAUUUCUAGUAAGGUGAAGGCGGUGGAAAGUGGUGCUAAAAGUAGUUGCAUGAUAUUCGAGUAGGGAGUCAUUCUAGAUACAACAAUGUAACCCAAACACAGAAUAGGGGGGGGGGGGAUUUAGUACCCCUAUCCUGUGUUUGGGUUACAUUAUUGUAUCUAGGAGGCAUUCAUGCAGACAUGGUGGAGGCUGUAUCAGGAUAUAGAUGAUAUACAGAUCAUAUGGAGAAAUGGGUGAGUAGGGUAAUAUCAGGGGUUGAUAAUGACACAUUUGUCAUUAUCAACCCCUGGUAAUAUCAAAUGCGGCUAUAAUAGCUGAUACUACUGUUGUGAUGUCGUGAGAUUUUACUGUGCAUGGUGGGUUGUGGCAUGCAUGGCCAAACUACUAGUACAGAGUAAGUUUAUUUCAGCUGAAACAAAUGAUAGUCAAUAGUAUUUGGGGAUCUCCACGGCCCCUUCGCAUCUCGCGUUUGAAGCGAAUUUGCGACCUUGAAUCCUCCGACAAGUCUUAAUUACCAGCUGUAGUUACUUUUGGUAAACCCAACUCGUGUUUUCACUGGCUGAGUUAUGUCUCCGAACUGAUCGAGGUAACGUUUGGGCCACUUGUGACAGACGUAAUUGACCCUCGAUACAGUCCCCUCCCCCCCAUCCGUCCAUAAGCGACAUGCCUUCUGGAGUCUCUGGAGAGAACCCUGUUAUUGAUGUAGAAUAUUCUAGGUUUUUGUUAUCCGUGGUGUCAUGAAUGUCGUGCGAUUUUUCCAUGAGAUAACGGAUAGCAGCAAGAUUGUCAGGUAAGGAAUGGUACGGCCGGGUAUGUGCCAACAAGGCCCAACAUUUAAUAUUUUUGCAAUGAUACAAUGUAAGUAUUCAAUAAAUAGCAAGUAAAAUAGACUGUAGUUGAUGAAACAGGA